Acanthaster planci (crown-of-thorns starfish) is the source of this 1738-nucleotide messenger RNA. It is a transcript of the gene tmem208, whose product is annotated as transmembrane protein 208. The record is from RefSeq and is a predicted model, not a curated record. Gene Ontology annotation, cellular component: intracellular membrane-bounded organelle. Gene Ontology annotation, biological process: vacuolar protein processing. Lineage: Eukaryota; Metazoa; Echinodermata; Asteroidea; Valvatida; Acanthasteridae.
AGGGGCUAGUAUACAUGUAUGUAUAUGUGAAUAGCUAACAGAUAUGUACAUGAAGUAGUGACCCAGCAUAUGUAUUUGCGAUAAUUUGGGCAGCUCUUUGGUAACAAUCUGUUUAGGCCAUGAGAAGUCAUGAGUUAAAGAUUUGCAUCCACUGUCCGCGUGCUCUUAAUGCUUAUAAAUCUACAAAAAUUUCCAUCAUUUACAGAGAAAGGUUGUCCGUCAUACAUUCUAAGCUGCAAUUUAUUCUGCGUUUGGUGUCGUUGCCCACCCAGCCCAAAGGUAAAGCUGCAACCAAGGGCCAGAAGCAGAUUGUAGAGGACAACAAGAAAACUUUGAUCUUCUAUCGCAACAUCAUGUUUGGCGCCAGUGCUGCAUAUGUUGUCGUCCGGCUAUUGUGGUGGCUGGAGUCGUUCUCAUGGCUACAAUGGUGUUUCCUGAUCUUUGCAUCGGCCGUGUACAUCGGGUGCUACCAGUUCAUGGCUUUCAUGGCCCGAGCCAAGUAUUCUUCCACUGGUACUCUAUUAGAUGGCGGUGUGGAUCUCAACAUGGAGCAAGGAAUGGCAGAACACGUGAAAGACGUCAUGUUGGUGACUGCUGUCCUGCAGGUCCUAAGCAUCCUUUGGGACGCCUUCUGGCUCCUGUGGCUGGUGGUGCCUGGCCGGGCCUUCUACCUGGUCUGGACCUCCAUCCUGGCCCCCUGGUUCUUUGCACCGGCGCCCGAGGUGGACGAGAAGAAGCAGAGGAAGAUGGAGCGGAAGAUGCAGAGGAGAUGAUGACAGCUCCAACCACAAGAGGCCUUUUAGGACAAAACAAAUUCGACUGAAUGACUAUCCUUUUCUUUUUAAAUAAGUGUGAAUUUAUAAUGUGGAAAUGGCUCUGAUAUUGUUUGCAAGUGCUCAUUGGUACAUCCAGGGCAGUGGUUUCCCAUCCAAUAUCGGCGGUGCUGCGUAUUACCUCUAAUAUCUUGGCAUUUGUACAGGCUGUGAGCUAGUUGGAAUUGUCUGGCAGCAGGGCCUUUGCACAUUGGCAGAAAAAGCCGGCAAACAUCUUCAACAGCCCACGUUGCGACAUGAUUAAAAAGUCCCUAACCUCAUCGUGUAUGAUGGCAUUUAUUUGACACUGCAUGUGAAAGAGUGUUGCAGUUGAGAAUGUAAAUGUGAAUGUCGUUGGAAAUAGGACCAUACUGAGGUCAUUCACAGUCCCUGGGGGUGAAUAGGUGUGCACUAGACCAUGCUGAGGUCAUUCACAGUCCCUGGGGGUGCAUAGGCGUGCACUAGUGACCUCUUAUUGCCAGUCCGUAUAUGUAUAAUACUGUGCGUUCCAAAAAGGGAAAUUUUUUCUCUGCAUGCUCACAUAGUGAAGUAGCCUAUACAAUUUUUUUACAAGAAAAAAUGAGAAUGUUAUAAAAUCUUUAGAUAUGUAUUCAUUUCACUUCUCACCCAGACCCAGUACUUUCCCUUGCCAAUUAUGCCUUGUAAGUGAAAGAAAAUUUACUGCAAAUUGUAAGGAAAGUUCAACAGUUGCUGUGUCAAGGAAAUGAGCAUCUUGAACAUUUUUUAUAAAAAACAUUCCGAAUAGAAAAAAAUUGAGAUUGCACUUCGUAUGAAAUUUAAAUUGCAUUCACUGUUAUUCAAGAAAUUUUUGCAUCCUCGAAGCUCUGGUAAAGUUAGGUUCGACAACCCAUCAUCUCAAGUUAUUUUCAAUAAUGUGCAAUAAAGGUCAAUAAGGUUCUCUGUAA